CAUCGCGUUCAGUUGUCUAAUUAAUUUGUUGUUAGAUUUGCGUGGUACUAUUACGGUGUAUUUUUUCUCCCUUUCCAUCAUUGUCGCAAUUCUUCACUCACCGCGGGCAUAAACGAGAUAGCAAUCGUGGUUCUUUCGUUCCUGGAGGACGGAACUCGGUUACCUUCUAUCUGUGUAAUAUCCGUCCGGAAUCCGUUUCCAUCGAGUUUGAUUGAUCGAGAUCCAGCAGUAGUGUAUGGUUCGAAAAGGUCCGGAUAAGUGAAAAUUUUUGUGGAGAAAAGUGCAUUUUUUUUACCCAUUGCGGCGCUAUUAUUGCCAGUUUGCCAGUGGUGUGUGGAGUGUAGAAGAGAGUAGCAGCAAAGCGACAGCAAAGCAAAAAAUAAGUGCGCUUGUGUUCGCGAGACGAAGGGCAAGAAAACAGCCAACCGCAAAGAAAUAGAAGUGAGCUUUGUAUCGCAAUUUUUCGGGGCCGACUGUAAGGUGGUUUUGGGGUGUGUUGGUGCAACUGAGCAUUCGAGUUUUUUUUUUUGGAAAAAGUUUUUCCGGAAGCGUCGAAGUCGAUUCCAGCCGAUUCCAGGAACACGACAAUGUCUGACGAAAAUCAGGAAAACGGUACCCGCAACGGUGACGUACCGGAAAUCGAACUGAUCAUCAAGGCCUCUACGAUUGACGGAAGACGCAAAGGAGCAUGUCUCUUCUGUCAGGAAUAUUUUAUGGAUUUAUAUCUACUAGCAGAACUGAAAACUAUCAGUUUAAAGGUCACCACAGUGGACAUGCAAAAACCACCACCCGAUUUCCGCACCAAUUUCGAAGCCACCCAUCCACCGAUCCUGAUCGACAACGGACUUGCCAUUCUGGAGAAUGACAAAAUCGAGCGACACAUUAUGAAGUCCGUUCCCGGUGGUUACAAUCUGUUCGUGCAGGACAAAGAAGUUGCCACUUUGAUCGAAAAUUUGUACUCGAAGCUGAAGCUGAUGCUGGUCAAAAAGGACGAAAACAAAAACAACUCUCUGCUGGCACACCUGCGCAAAAUCAACGACCAUCUGGCAGUGCGGGGAACCCGCUUCCUGACGGGCGAUACGAUGUGCUGUUUCGAUUGCGAGCUGAUGCCUCGGCUCCAGCACAUUCGGGUGGCCGGCAAGUACUUUGUCGAAUUCGAGAUACCAAAACACCUUACGGCUCUGUGGCGAUAUAUGUAUCAUAUGUAUCAGCUGGAUGCCUUCACGCAAUCCUGUCCCGCCGAUCAGGACAUCAUCAACCACUACAAACUACAGCAGGCAAAAGGUGACAUUAAGAUGCUGAAGAUGAAAAAACACGAGGAACUGGAAACGCCCACGUUUACCACGUCGAUUCCGAUUGACCUGAAUGACCACUAGGUAGGUAGGAGGAGGCCAGACGUGCGGAACAUUUUUUUGGAAUACAAAACACCAGAAGCCCCCGUACCGUGGAAUUAGAUUACAAACUAAUACAACAUUUUGAUAACCAUUUACAAGUAUGAUGCAAACCUACAACCGCAACAACCCAAAUUCCGCCCAAAAGGGUGGUCUUCGCACGUGGUUGGCAGCAGAGCUGCAAACUGCAGUGCAAAUAUGUACGAUCUUCUUAACCGAUCGUUUCGCCUUUUCUGUUUGUUUGUUUGUUUGUUUCACAACGGCCAUCUUGGAUUGGCGAGUAACGAAUGAAUUCAACAGUUUAGCGAUAACAAUGUAGUGAAAUCCCGCAAGGCAAAAGAUUGCAGUAAAAACAAAAACAAAUGUAAAGAAUAUUCUAAGUAGAAUUUAGUGAAUAAAUUCAUUUAUUAUCUUGUAUUUUUAAACCCAACUAUGGUACUGAGAAAAGACACGCGGUCGAACUAAGCAGGCGGCAACCUUUGCUGACGUAAACAUCAAUGAAAUGGAUAAAUAAUAGCACUGUUUCUUUACCAACUGUCACUAACCGAUUUGGCAAAUUGUAACCCAACUUAACCUCUCUGUUCCAUCAGUGAGAAAUCCUUUCCUAUCCGAUCCUUCUUCGCGGACACAUGUUGAUUUCCCGUAGGCUGAUUUCAUCACAAUCAAAACAAACACACGAUCAACGAAUCUUCAUAAAAAAAUAACGAAACAGAAAGCGAAAAAAAAAUCACAAUUUUAAUGUUUUUAAUUUGAGUCGGAAUAGGCAAAACAAAAAAAAGGGAAUUUAGGCGUUAAGUACCAAUGUUUAAUUGUAUUUGAAUUGGCAAUAACAAAAAACAAAAA
Molecule: messenger RNA, 2234 nt
Organism: Malaya genurostris
Lineage: Eukaryota; Metazoa; Arthropoda; Insecta; Diptera; Culicidae
Gene: Clic
Product: chloride intracellular channel exc-4
Exons: 7
Coding region: 588-1376 (262 amino acids)
Biological process (GO): chloride transport
Cellular component (GO): cytoplasm; apical plasma membrane
Molecular function (GO): chloride channel activity
Source: RefSeq, a predicted model, not a curated record